Brachypodium distachyon (stiff brome) is the source of this 2779-nucleotide messenger RNA. Its product is annotated as poly [ADP-ribose] polymerase 2. NCBI's taxonomy places the organism in Eukaryota, Viridiplantae, Streptophyta, Magnoliopsida, Poales, Poaceae. The record is from RefSeq and is a predicted model, not a curated record. The transcript is spliced from 19 exons. Bases 293 to 2503 code for a protein of 736 amino acids. Gene Ontology annotation, molecular function: NAD+ poly-ADP-ribosyltransferase activity.
UUCUGUUUCUCCGUGCUCUCCACCUCCUUCCCCAGCAAGACUCCGCUCCUCUCGCCCCUUCUUCCCGAAGGAACCCACGCCAAAACCCCAAUCACCCACCAAAUUGGACAAAACUCGAAACCCACAACCGAAAAUCCCGUCUUCCUGCAUCUCCAUCCUCCCGUAAAACCCCCUCACGCUCCCCGCCGCCCCUCUAACCGCACGACUUGCCAUCUCUCCACCGCCCCGCCGAACCUCCGACUAUCUUCCAGGAACCCCAAGAACGAAGGGGGUGCAAAGGUGUAGGCGAGAGAUGUCGGGGAAGCUGCGGGUGGACGAGCUCCGCGCCGAACUGCAGCGCCGCGGCCUCGACGACUCCGGCACCAAGCCGGCUCUCGUGCGAAGGCUGGACGCCGCCAUUUGUAAGGAAGAGAAGGAGACAGCUUGUGCAGCUGCAGCAACCAAUGCAUCUAAUGUGGAUGGCGUAGACGGUGUCGUCCUGGAUGGCAAAGGGGGCGACCGGAAUGAAAGGAAGAGGAAAAGACGAGGCGAGGAGAAAAAUGACACGUCGUGGGAUGUGGCAAAGCUAGAGGGCAUGAGUUACCGUGAGCUGCAGGCGUUGGCCAAGGCACGCAAACUCAAUGCGAAUGGGAGCAAGAAGGAUGUUAUCCAGAGGUUGCUCUCCACCUCUGUGGAAGCUGUGGAUCAUGAUGCUCAGGACAAGAAAGAACUUGCAGAAGGUGUUGAUGGGAAGGUUGAGAAGGAGAUGAAAAAGGGAAAGAUGGCUGCAGAUGUGACACUGGAUGCAGCACAGCUAGCAGGCAUGGGCUAUCGUGAGCUGCAGGCAUUGACCAAGGCACGGGGCCUCGCGGCGAAUGGGGUCAAGAAGGAUGUUAUUGAGAGAUUGCUUUCAACCCCUACCGAUUCUGCUGCAGUUGCUGAUGGUGGUGUUCAGGACAUUAAGAAAGUUGCUCAAGGUGUGGUUAGGAAGGUUGAGGAGGAGGUGAAAAAGGAAAAGAUGGUCAUAGCCACAAAGAAAGGUGCUGCUGUGCUGGACGAAUACAUACCUGACCACAUAAAAAUGACCCAUCAUGUCUUGCAAGUGGGCGAUGAGAUUUAUGAUGCCACCAUGAACCAGACUAAUGUUGGAAACAACAACAAUAAGUUUUAUAUCAUUCAAGCCUUAGAGUCGGAUGCUGGUGGAAGCUUCAUGGUUUAUAAUAGAUGGGGAAGAGUAGGGGUAAGAGGUCAGCAAAAACUGCAUGGUCCCUUUUCAACACAAGAUCAAGCAAUAUAUGAAUUUGAAGGGAAGUUUGAGGACAAAACUAGUAAUGCUUGGUCCAACCGCAAGAACUUCAAGUGUUAUGCAAAGAAAUACACUUGGCUUGAAAUGGACUAUGGCAAAGUUGACAAGGAAAUGACCCAGAUUCAGAAGAAAGGUUCCGUUUCUGAUCAAAUAAAAGAGACAAAGCUUGAAACUCGAACUGCACAGUUCAUAUCCCUCAUUUGCAAUAUAAGCAUGAUGAAGCAGCAAAUGAUGGAAAUAGGUUACAAUGCUGAUAAACUUCCUCUUGGGAAGCUAAGCAAGUCUACAAUACUUAAGGGUUAUGAUGUUUUGAAGAGGAUUUCAAAUGUUAUUUCAAGGGCAGACAGGCGACAGCUUGAACAAUUGACUGGGGAAUUCUACACCGUGAUUCCUCAUGACUUUGGUUUUAAAAAGAUGCGUGAAUACGUUAUCGAUACUCCUCAGAAACUAAAAGCUAAGCUGGAAAUGGUUGAAGCCCUUGGUGAGAUUGAGAUUGCGACUAAGCUUCUGGAGGAUGGUUCCAGUGACCAGGAUGAUCCGUUGUAUGCUCGAUACAAGCAACUUCAUUGUGACUUUACACCUCUGGAAGUUCAUUCAGAAGAAUACUCUAUGAUAAAAACAUAUUUGACGAAUACACAUGGCAAAACACACUCGGGUUAUUCAAUCGACGUAUUGCAAAUGUUUAAGGUGUCAAGACAUGGAGAAACAGAGCGGUUUCAGAAGUUUGCUAAUGCAGGAAAUAGAAUGCUUUUGUGGCAUGGUUCUCGGCUGACCAAUUGGACUGGGAUCUUUUCUCAGGGUUUGCGAAUUGCUCCUCCUGAAGCGCCUGUUACUGGCUACAUGUUUGGUAAAGGGGUUUACUUUGCUGAUAUGUUCUCCAAGAGUGCAAACUACUGCUUUGCCUCAGACACGUCAAGGUCUGGAGUGCUGCUACUAUGUGAGGUUGCCCUUGGCGAAAUGAAUGAACUACUAAAUGCAGAUUACGAUGCUAACAACCUGCCCAAGGGAAAACUAAGUACUAAAGGAGUUGGCCAGAUGGCACCAAACAUAGCAGAGUCGAAAAUCAUUGAUGAUGGUGUGGUUGUUCCACUCGGGAAACCCAAAGAGGAACCUUCAAAGAGGGGCAGCUUGCUGUACAACGAGUACAUAGUUUACAACGUAGAUCAGAUCAGGAUGCGAUACGUCCUCCAUGUUUCCUUCAACUUCAAGAGAUACUAGACGGUCUUGUAAGAAGCUGGAGGCAGUGCUGGGAUCCUAACAUUUCCAUCAUAGUAACCACUUUUCUGUAGCUCGUUAGUCAAAUGUUUCUUAGCUUUGCGGGUUUCGGGAUAAAAUGUGUAAGCUUUUUGUGGCAUCCUAAUGUGAUUCUAGGCUUCCACAAUCCAGACUGUUGCUGAUGCUGCGUGUAUAUAACAAGACAACAACCCAGUUUAAGCGAGUAUGCUUUUCUUUUUUGACAACAGCCAAAAGAAGCUCCAUGCUCUAAUAUUUUCA